ACGUCUGUGGUUCCUCAGAAACCAUUUAUUUGUAAAUGAUACAGAUUUUAUGUAAAUUGCGCCAGCCAAAAGUACAGGGAAAUAAUCUAUAGUACAUUAUGACCUUUAAUUGAGUGAAUUGAGUCGCAAUACAGAAGGCGAAAACUAAAACGGCGGUGCCAGUGGGGAAUUUGUAUUUUCAAUGUGUUUUACGUUUUACCGACCGAAUGUACAAGCGUUGAAGAUAUAUCAUCGUGUAAAUUGAGUCGGGAAAAGAAAUGAGUCACUCCAGUGAAUCUGGUGAGUCUGAUGAUGGUGGAGAUGAUCAAGAAGGGUCUUCUUUUUCUGAUACCAACGUCGAGGAUGCCUUAACAUCUUUUAGAGAGCAAUGGCAGCGCGAAUUGAAUUUAUCGCCAAAACGCGAUAUUCCCAAGGCUCAUUCCUCGAAAACGGUUAAGAUUGAUGUUGCUUGCGAUGAGGAUUCCAUCGAAAACAUGGCAAAACAUUUCUUUUUGAAAGGAAUUGAAUAUGAGCGAAGUAGAAAGUUUUAUGAAGCAAUUCAGUCCUACAAACGUGCUGUGCAAUUAGUUCCUGACAUUGAAUUUCGUUUGUAUGAUUCAAGCAAACUAAAGUCUAAUGACGAUAGUUUAGAAGAUUUAAAUAAUAUUGUGAACAAUGUUGAUGAUAACAAUGAAAAUUGCAAUGAUGAAGAUGAAGAAGAAAGUGAUUUAUUUAUCAAACUAUGCAAAAUUAUAAACGAUAAUAAAUGUGUUUGUUUGCCUAAAUUUGAACAAAAUACAACACAUAUUUCUGCCUUGCCAAUAGAAAUAGUGCUUUAUAUCUUAAGGUGGGUAGUAUCGUCAGAACUUGACUUGAGGUCUCUUGAAAUGUUCUCUAGCGUAUGCCGCGGAUUUUACAUAUCUGCAAGAGAUACAGAGAUUUGGAGACUUGCCUGUAUUAGAGUAUGGGGUGUAAAUUGUGGAACCUAUACUCCAAAAUACCAAUCAUGGAGGGAAAUGUAUUUACAACGGCCUAGGCUAAGAUACGAUGGAUGUUAUAUAUGUAAAAUCAGUUAUAUUCGCGAAGGUGAAAAUAGUUUCCAAGAUCGAUUUUAUAGACCUUGGUAUCUCUUGGAAUACUUUAGGUACCUGAGAUUUUUUCCUGAAGGAAAAGUCUUAAUGUUAACUUCAACCGACGAACCGCAAAAUUGCGUAAAUUCCUUAAAAACUUGUACACCACGGAAUCCGUCGGUUAUCAUUGGCCAAUACAGAUUACAUGGCAAUUGUGUCAUUCUGGUGUUCAAGCAACAAAAAGCAAAAGAAUUUAAUGACUACAGUAGAAAGAAAAGAGAACCUGUACACGAUUUGGGGGAACAAACGUUUCGCAUUGAAUUUAACAUUCAAAAUCACCUCGGACGGAUGAAUUCGCAAUUGAAAUGGUUGAGUUAUACUAUGUUUACGAAAUAUAGGGACGGACAUGUAGAAAAAUCGUAUUUGAAAAAACCGCCUGGAAAGGAAUGGAGGGUAUCGGGUAUCGACAGGCAAUAUCCGCCCUUCAAAUUUAGUAGGGUUAAAAGUUACACCCAUGAAAGUGAAGCUCCUCUGCAAUUGCAAUUGAUUUAUGUAUGAAUAAUCAAACAGUGGUGAAAUUAAGUGAAUUGCUAUCGAUAUUUUGGAAUCGUUUUAUGCUUUCAAGUGAUAGACGAAUGUCAUGGAACACAUCUUGUACAUUGCUCUGUGGAUGUUUAUUAUUACAAUUACGAUAAUAAACGUAUUUUUGAUGUGCUUAUUCCGCCUUACUUAUUUCACUCGAGAGAUCUCUUUCGUCGCGUUACCUUCAUCAAUAUCAUUCUUUUGUCCCUUAUUAAUGUUUGAAUUACAUUGGACAACUUGUUACAUUAUAUCAUUAAUCUCGAUAUGACAGAUUCGCUUUUGUACUCAUGAUUGCACUUAAAACUCUUCCAUGCAUUGUAAAACACGCUCACAGCGUACGCGUUAUCGCUAUGAAACUUUGAUAUAAUCUAUUAUAUCAUUCGUUUCUGAUACAACUGUUUUUUUUUUUU
This is a messenger RNA of Colletes gigas, 2041 nucleotides long. Its product is annotated as F-box only protein 9. NCBI's taxonomy places the organism in Eukaryota, Metazoa, Arthropoda, Insecta, Hymenoptera, Colletidae. The transcript has 8 exons. Bases 258 to 1607 code for a protein of 449 amino acids. Gene Ontology annotation, biological process: SCF-dependent proteasomal ubiquitin-dependent protein catabolic process. Gene Ontology annotation, molecular function: protein binding. The record is from RefSeq and is a predicted model, not a curated record. Gene Ontology annotation, cellular component: SCF ubiquitin ligase complex.